ACGUAGAGAGAAACAGGUUCGUUUUUUUGACUUUCACUUCUGAAGAUUCAACCAUCGCCUUUCACCUUUUGAAUUCUCUAACGCCACUCUUUUUUAGAAAUUCGAACUCAAUGGACUCGUUCUACAAUGAAAACAACAAACUCAACGUCCUAAAAAACAGCAACAUUCCGAAGCUGAUGACUCCUGCAAGAAGCCGUGGCAGCUACUAUUCAUCACCAGAGAACCUCAUAAAGUACCUACGCUCCAAUUCUCUCUCCAGUUGUGGCAACAGCAGCUCCUCCAGGAAAAGCAGCUUCAGAUCAUCGGUUUCACCACAGUCGGAGAAGACGCCACUGAAGGUGGUGGAGAAAGAUGUGCUUGUCAUGGACGAAGUUCUUGUUGCUUCUGAUAGUAACAUUGUAGGAUCUGGUUCUUCGUCGUCUUCGGGAAGUGUUGGUUACUACAAAUCAGAGAUUUGCAGGGCUUGGGAAGAGUUUGGCCAUUGCCGAUACGGAUCCAAGUGUCAGUUUGCACAUGGAAAGGAGGAGGUACGCCCCGCUUGUUUGCCUUUCAGGACCAAAUCUGAGGCACAGAUAUACAAGUCAUACGCGAGCACCGUGUCGGACUCAUACAGCUCAAAACCUCGCCUUUUGCAUCCAGUCACUGAAACGGCUGCUUUUAUAACCCAAAAGGACUCAUUUGCCAAUCCUGGUUACACAGGCCCAAGCUUCAGCACUCCUAUCAAGCCUGAAGAGACAAUCAUCAACUCCCUCUCCACUGUCCAACCUGAUAUUACCCGCUUGAAUACAAACUUCACGAUGAAACGUAACACUAAAACCAGCAAGAUCAACCCCACCUCCACCUCCACCAUCAGACAUGAUACGAGUGCCACCACUUUCACCAAUGGGUCCAACUGGUCACCUCAAGAUGAUCGCAUUGAUGUUACCUUGCCAUCCUUUCCUGGCCAAACACCAUCAAAGGGGGACAUCGAUGCAUACAUCGACAAUGUUCUCCAUGCUCCUGCUACAAAGAAGAGGUUGCCAGUGUUUUCUGCCAUUUGUCCAGAGUAAUGAUCUCUUUUUGAUUCUCAGCUUUGGAUCAAGGUAUAAUCAAUAUUUUCUUUCUAUUAGUACCAAACUGUAGAAAUUUUGGUCAUCUACUCAACAUUGAGGAGUAAACAUAAACAGCUUUCCAUAACCAUUACAGUAGAACUUACAAACCAAGACCAUAAUGUUUUUUUUGUUCUAAUUUUCGGUCAGAUUUGUUAGAUUCUUGAUAAAUGAGUCAAGGAUUAUGUUUGGAUACUGAGAAAAUAAAGGAAAACUAAAAGGAAUUUUCAGAGAAA
Gossypium arboreum is the source of this 1324-nucleotide messenger RNA. RefSeq lists its product as uncharacterized. Lineage: Eukaryota; Viridiplantae; Streptophyta; Magnoliopsida; Malvales; Malvaceae. The transcript is spliced from 4 exons. Bases 111 to 1049 code for a protein of 312 amino acids. Gene Ontology annotation, molecular function: metal ion binding; mRNA binding. The record is from RefSeq and is a predicted model, not a curated record.